AUGGAGCAAGAAUUCCAGUUCCUGUUGUGCGACAAGUGCCAGAAAGAAGCCCAGAACCCCAAACUCCUCGCCUGCCUUCACACUCUUUGCUCCGAAUGCAUCCAAGAAUCCAAGCCGGUCGGCCACUGUCCCGUCUGCCGGGUUCCCGUCCCUCGCUCCCUGGACAACCUCCUCUUCACGCACCUGCAGGCCAAUCUGAGCACUUACCAGAAGAUUGCGGCCGGCCAGGACUUGGCGUGUUCCCGUUGCAAAGUGAAAGCAGAGUUCUGGUGCUCGGAAUGCAAGGAGUUCCUCUGCGUGAAGUGCCACGAGGCUCACCAGUGGUACUUGAAGCAGAAGAGCCACGAGGCCCAGAGGAUCGAGGACGUGAAGGCCGAUUCCGCCGCCAGGUUCCUGUCGGGGGCCCGGAAGUCCUGCAUCCUCUUCUGCUCCAAUCCGACCCAUUGUAACCAGGGUCAGAUUGCAAGCCUCUAUUGCCGCCAGUGCCGCAAGCCGCUGUGCUGUUCCUGUGCCCUGCUGGACAACACCCACUCCCGGUUCUACUGCGACAUCAGCGUGGAGAUCCAGGAGAGGAAGGAGGAGCUGGGCAGGAUGAGGGAGGAGCUCCGGGAGAAGGAGCAGCGUUGCGAGCAAACCCUCGGCCACCUCCGGCAGAAGGAGCAGGAGAUGGAGACCGUGCGGAACGAAACCCGGGCGCUGAUCCAGGAGAAGGUGGAGGAGAUGGUCCGUCAGAUCCGGCAAAGGGGGGACCGGUUAUUGGAGGAAGUGGACAGGCAGCUCCACCAGGAGCGGCAGGACACCCAGGCAAAGCUGCAGGACAUGGAGCGUGCCCUCCACCGGAUGAAGGCCGGCACGCAGCUGGUGGAGAAGAUGAAGGACUUUGCCUCCGACCAGGAGGUGAUGGACAUGCACCUGUUUAUCAAGGAGUCUCUGGAGGAGCUCAGGGAGGAGCGAGUGCCGAUGGCGGGGCAGAGGAUCCCGACGAGGAACUUUGCGGGGGUCAAGGACAAGCUCCGGGCUCUCUGCGAGAAAGUGAUGGAACAGAGAGAUCCCGCCGCUGCCAGCAGCGCUCCAUCUACUUCUGCUGCGGCUCUCAACACGGAAACUCCGCAAAAUGAGAUUAACCAUCCCAAGGCCCAGGAGACGCAGACGCCCACGUAUACCCUCAGCAUCGAAAAGAGUCCUCGUGGAUUAAUCCCUUCCAUGAGCACCCCGAAGAAGCGGCCUCUGAACCUUUGUGAGAAAUCCAUCCAGGCUCCCCUAAGAUGCCGAAGCACGAAUCCCGUGGGAGCCAAGAAGGCGAAACCUCUACCGGGCACAUCCAGGAGGCCGCGAUGUGUUCUUCGUGCGCCCACGAAAUCAUCCCAGAGGGAGACCGAAGGAUCGUCAUCAACUUGGGGGACGGGGACCAUUCUCCCCCGGAGAUCUGCGAAUCGGAGGUCGCCAGCAUAGUGAUCAGCAGUUCCGAUGACACCGAUGCCGACACUGUGUGACCCUCAUGUUCCGGAAGGCUCUCUGACCAGCUACCUUCUUCCUGUCGUCAUGCCUGAGGGAAGCUCUUGAGCCUUCCCGAAGAGACUCAAAAACCGCUUUCAAGCUUGCGUUUGCUGGUCUGCAUCUCACUUCAUCUCAUUGCAUCCUGGACACUCCUUUUCCCUACUUGCAGUUUCGCCGAUCCUUCUGGGAACGUGUUUGUGUACUCACUUUUAGAUGGUCAGGCCGGGCUCGCUUUUAAUUCCUGUGAGGACAAAAUUAAAUCACACUGUUUCUA
Heteronotia binoei (common prickly gecko) is the source of this 1771-nucleotide messenger RNA. Its product is annotated as protein PML-like. Gene Ontology annotation, biological process: intrinsic apoptotic signaling pathway in response to DNA damage; positive regulation of DNA-templated transcription; PML body organization. Gene Ontology annotation, molecular function: ubiquitin-protein transferase activity; zinc ion binding. The transcript is spliced from 7 exons. Bases 1 to 1452 code for a protein of 483 amino acids. The record is from RefSeq and is a predicted model, not a curated record. Gene Ontology annotation, cellular component: nucleoplasm; chromatin; PML body. NCBI's taxonomy places the organism in Eukaryota, Metazoa, Chordata, Lepidosauria, Squamata, Gekkonidae.